This is a messenger RNA of Hirsutella rhossiliensis, 3336 nucleotides long. RefSeq names its product putative restin. Bases 1 to 3336 code for a protein of 1111 amino acids. The transcript is spliced from 4 exons. The record is from RefSeq and is a predicted model, not a curated record. NCBI's taxonomy places the organism in Eukaryota, Fungi, Ascomycota, Sordariomycetes, Hypocreales, Ophiocordycipitaceae.
AUGUCGGACAAGGAAAACGUCGUCACCGCCUCCAUCGAAGCUUCUACAUCCAAGGAGUCGACUCCCGACCCCACCGAGGCGUCACCCAAGGCCAACGGCGAGUCUAAGGCUCCGGCACCUGCUAAGCGCCCCGGAGCUACGACGACCGCCCGUCGCCCUGUUGCGCCUUCUGCCACCGCAUCCAGGCCCGGCGCGUCUGCUUCCACCACGCGCACCACUGGUGGUGGCUUGAGCAAACCGCCCACGCGCCCGCCCACCUCGACGACGGCCACGACCCGCCGACCCACCGCGGCAUCGACCUCGGCCUCGACCCACCGCAGCCGCCCCAGCGUGAGCGCCAGCGAAGAUGAGAAGAAGCCGAGCUUGAGCUCAAGCGCCGCAAGGAGGACGAGCACCGCCAUGUCGAGCCCCGGCAAGUCUGCCGACAAAAAGACGGCUAGCGCGACGGGCACCGCCGCGACUGCCCGCAGACCCACUGCCUCUAGCACUGCUAGUGCUAGCCCACGGACAUCCACCGCGACCCCCAGGACGACCACCUCGGCUACUAAGACUGCCGCAACGGCUCGUUCGGCUGCCGGCACUGGAACCACCGAAGUUCGCAAGAGGCUUUCCACGGCUGGCGUUCCAUCCGCAGCAUCUCGGACGGCCCCUCGGUCAGCUGCCAAGCCUGAAUCGUCCCCCGGCGCACAGGAAAUCGAAGAGCUCAAGUCGAAGCUCGCCGAAGGAAACGCCGAGAUUGAGUCUCUCAGGGCCCAGAUCAAGUCGUCCGAGGAGGCGAUUACGACUCUCCAGGAGCAGGUAGCCAAUGCGGUCGCCUCGACUCCGGAUGCCGAGGAAAAGACCUCGCCGGAGAACGAAGACAUCGUUACCAACCUGAAACACGUGCAUGAAUCCGCGGUCACUGACCUCGAGACCAAGCUUUCCGAGGCCAACGACAAGAUCCAGGCAGCUGAAACAGAGCUGGGCAAGCUCAAGAUGGAUCUGGCCGAGGCGGUGGCCUCCAAAGACGCUACCGAGUCAGAGCUCGAGGCCAUCAAGAAAUCUCUAGAGACGAUCGAGGCUGAGCACUCCGAGAAACUCAAGGCGAGCGAGAGCAAUCUACAGAAAAUCUUGGGCGACCAUGCCUCUAAGAUUGAGGAGCUCCAAGUCUCUCUUGCCGGCCAGCACCAGGCUGCCCUUGGUGAGCUCGAGGCAAAGCACAAGGAGGAGCUCGGGAAGGGCCUGGCUGAGGCCUCGUCCCACGAGGCCGCCCUACAAGAGCUCAAGUCGACGCACGAGUCGGCCCUGGCGGAACUGCAGCAGAAAAUUGACGAGUUGACCGUCUCGCAGGCGGCCCUGGAAUCCGCCAGCGAUGAGAAGACAAAGUCUGAGCAUCAAGCUCACAAUGCUCAGAUUGUCUCGCUUGAGAGCGAAAUCGCCGAGCUUAAGGCUAGGCUCGAAGUAUCUGGGAAGACCGCCGAGACGGCCAGUGCGGAGAUUGAGUCUGUCAACGGCCAAUUGGCCCAGAUCCAGGGGGAGUUGGUCGGCAAGGAAUCGGUGCUUGUCGCUGCCAAGGAGGAUUUGGCAUCACUGCAAGCGAAGGCAGAUGAGGCGCAGAGUGCGCUCGCGGACAAGGAUGGCGAGAUCUCCAAGCUCAAGACGAUGCACGACGAGCGCAUGAAGAACCUGUCACAGGACUACGAGAACGAAAUCGAUAGUCUCCGCGGCGAUGCCUUCUUCAAGCGCAAGUUUGAGGAACUCGAGGCGCAGCACAACGAGCUCAGGACGUCGUCCGAGGAGGCUGCCGAGAGCCACGCAACGGCCCUAGCCGCCGCAAAAGCAGAGCUUGCUGCGGCGAUCGAGGCCCUCGAGGCCGCGGAAAAGAGGCAUCAGCAGAGCCUGGAUGCCCUGCAGGCAAGCCAUGCCGAGGCGCUCGAGUCGGCAAAGACUGGUGCCUCGGCGGACAGGGAUGUCCAGCAAAGCCAGAUGGAGGAGCUCAAGUCUCGACACGCCGAGGAGCUCGUGGCUCUCAGACAGGAAAGCGACGCUGCCUUCGCCAAGGAACUAGAUGCGCUCAAGACUUCUCACGCCUCGAUCCUCGAGACCCUGAAACAGGAGCACGCCGACGACAAGGAAAAGUCGGUGGCCGCUCAACAGGCAGAGCUAACAUCUGCCAAGGACGCCGGUGACAGCGCACACGCCACCGAACUGGCCAAUAUCAAGGCGGAACUCGAAACCGCCAGGUCUGAGCUCGCGCAAGCACAGUCCGACAACUCCUUUACUAUCGAGGCUGUCAGGCAGGAGUUGGAGGAGAAGCACGUCGGGGAAAUCGAAAAGCUCAUCACGCUGAACACGGAGGCUAUUGAGAACGUCAAGCAUGAACGCGCCCAGACCACCAAGGACCUAGAAGAGCUGACGGCUGCCCACGCCAAGUCUCUCGAGGACGCAAUUGCCGAGCACAAGAGCAGCAACUCUAGUCUCGAGGAGAAGCUCUUCCAGCAUGCCGCGGCGAGCGCUGAGCUCGAGGCGGUUCUGCAGCGGGCCCAGGAGGCCCUCGCCAAUGCCGAGUCCGAGGUGGAGGAGUUGAGCCAGCAGCUUGUCCAAGAAAAAAUGGAGCGUAUGACUGCCCUAGCUGAUCUGGAUGCCGCGAAGAAUGUCAAGGCGGACUCGUCGGAGGUUGAUUCACUCAGGGCAGAGCUCGCAUCGCUCAAGAGGGCCCAAGAGGAGGCCGACUCGUCUGCCCUGGCGAGCCUCCAGGCCAAGCAGGCCGAGGUGGAUGCAGGGAAGGCGGAGCUGACGGCUGCGCAGGAGAGCCUGGCCGGCAUGAAGCGAGACUUGGGACUGGCUCUGCAAGACUUAGAGGAACAUCAGGCCGAAGCCGAGGCCAAGUACAAGACGGCUCACGCCGAUUACAAAGAUCUCAAUGAUAGCAUGACGGCCCUGGUCGAGGAGGCGAAUAGCAAGGCCAAGAGCCUGGAGGCCAAGUUCGAAGAAGCCACGAAGAGGCUGGAGCAGGGCGAGAUGAAGAUGGAGGAGCUGGAGGCUCAGCUCAAGGUCAAGGACGCCGAGUUGGCGGAAGCAACGGCCAAGGCGGCGGCAGCUAAGCCCAAGGGCCUAGCCAACAGCAGGUUUGCGGAUGCGGAGGGAGGUGACGACGCCGCAGCCGCAGCGAAGGGUGGCGCGCCGGAAGGUGAGGAUGACAAGGACGACGAAGAUCACUCUUCAGCGGCAUUGGCUUCGCUCAGUAAGGCGCGGUUGACGGCGAAGCAGAUUGAUGCCCUCGAUCGUGAGAUGAGGGAUCGCAACCUGCAGCUCCUAAACUCGAUCACGAACCCGAAUACGCAGCAGUCGGUGUGA